Seriola aureovittata is the source of this 3047-nucleotide messenger RNA. RefSeq names its product steroid-5-alpha-reductase, alpha polypeptide 2b (gene srd5a2b). Gene Ontology annotation, cellular component: membrane. Bases 1530 to 2321 code for a protein of 263 amino acids. Gene Ontology annotation, molecular function: 3-oxo-5-alpha-steroid 4-dehydrogenase activity. The record is from RefSeq and is a predicted model, not a curated record. Gene Ontology annotation, biological process: steroid biosynthetic process. The transcript has 4 exons. Lineage: Eukaryota; Metazoa; Chordata; Actinopteri; Carangiformes; Carangidae.
UGCAAAAGAUUAAUAACCAAAUAUAUUUUUUAGCACUGCAGAAGUUGGGACAUGGGCGUUUGGUUGUAAACAGUGCAGUGCUGCAUAUUGUAUACUGCUAAAGUAGACAUCCUGGUUAGGAUAAAUAUUUACUAUUUUUAUCCAGUGUCAAUUUACAGUGGAGACACAGUGGAAACAUCACCAGCAGAGGGAGCUUCGUGGCUGGAGGAAUAUUGGUUUUUAUUAUUUAUUAUUAGGUACACCUAGCUAAUAUUAAUGCAGGCUAAUACAACAGUCCUGCAAUAAGUCCUCCCUUCAUGAAGAUUAUAAUGUUCAGUUUUUGUUGCAACUAUUUUAGAGAAGUGUUGACUCAACUGUAUGGUCAUUUUGGAGGAUGUUGUUUACAGUGCUGUUGAUCUGUGUUAUACGGAGAGGAGUUUGUAAUUUUGUCUACCCCAUCUAUAUCAGUGAGGGUAAAUAUCACAAACAAGCUGAAUCAACACCUUUACAAACAGUUUAUUUCAUCUCUUAAAAAAAUUAAAUCUGACCACUGACAUCAAAUAACAAUCAGUAUAACUGACUUCUGUGUAUUGCAACUGACAAUAAUGAAUUUGGACGCUGGGACAUCCAUACAUAAGGAUACAAUACACAAUAAGUCCACCCAAAUGCCGCUGCCUUCAAAAUGACUUUCUCUCUUCAGACAGACCAGCAUCAGCUGGAGGCAGGAGGCUGUAUAAGCUGAGGUUGACAAGAAAAACUCAAAAAGGAAAAAAAAAAAAUCAAUAAAAUAGUUCAGUUUGUUUUCAUAUAAUGCAUAAACACAGGUCACAAGAUACAGAAUCUCCCUGUAGUAAUUAUCAGAUUGUUACAAAUGCCUGUACAUUCAUUGUUCAAUCUAUAUUCAGUUGCUGUGUAAUGUUUUCAGUGAGUCAUCCAGGAAAGGCAGUGCUCAGAUCAGGAAGAACAGGUUACUGUCUUGAUGAGUAAAGCUAAUAGUUUUGCCUUUACUGUGGCCCAAUUUGACUGAAUCACAUUCAUUUCACUAUUGUACUCCCAAUUACACUGGGUUGUACAUUUCAAACCACAAAGAAAUUAAAGAACUUGUUUGAGCACUGUACCAAACAAUUAUCUAUGGAUUAUGUAGUACAUGCACAUGCAUGUGCACAUGCAAAUCUAUUGACAAGUAAAGCCACACAGUUUGAUAUUGGUGCAGAUGCUGCUGUGUGUCUGUAAACAAGAUUGACAGGCAGAGCAGGUAUGUAGCAACGGACUAUGGCUCCGAUUGUAGGGAAAUUCAGUAUUUGCAUCAGGGCUUGCAUUACAAGGUGGAGAAGAUAAUCAUAACCUCACCUCUCUCAGUAUUAGUACCAAGGCUGUGACAAAGAGAGCAGUCUCAUGUUUCAGCAGGCUGACACUCCUCUCUCUUUGCUUUGGGAGGAGUCAGAGAGGCUUUUUAGAGCCAUUUAACUUUAUACAGACGCUUAAAGAUUAGUUUAUGAGCAGAAGAAAUCACUGCAACACUCACUGGCCCUGAGGCGAGGACCUGCAAGAUGCACUGCUAUGAGGACUUGGUCAACUGUCUCAGCUGUGGGAUCAUCCUGAUAGGACUCGGGCACUUGGUCCAUCACAGGAAGACGCAAACCUCCUAUGGGCGCCAUAUGGUACUCUCUCCUCCAGCAAGGACAGUCCCAGCCAGACUAGCCUGGUUCCUCCAGGAGAUACCAGCUCUCCUGGCGCCCCUACUUUUAAUGUUUACCUCACACAAACCCUCCAUUACGGGGAAGCACCUGCUGCUUGGGACCUUUUGCACGCACUACUUUCAAAGGACAUUUGUCUAUUCCCUACUGACCAGAGGAAGGCCUUUCCCACUGGGUGUGAUGGUGGCAGCAGGUUUCUUCUGCACUCUGAAUGGUUUCCUGCAGGGACACUACCUGCUGCACUGUGCUCACUUUGAUGAAGAAUGGUCAGCUGACUAUCGCUGUAAAACUGGUUUAGUGCUGUUUUACGUUGGAAUGGCCAUCAAUAUACACAGUGACUAUAUUCUUCGUAACCUGAGGAAACCAGGAGAAGUAAGUUACAAGAUUCCUACAGGAGGUCUGUUUGAAUAUGUGUCUGGUGCCAACUACUUAGGAGAGAUCGUGGAGUGGUUUGGCUUUGCUGUGGCCACCUGGUCUCUUCCAGCCCUCUCAUUUGCUGUCUUUAGCCUGAGUUUCAUUGGACCAAGAGCCUAUUACCAUCACAGGUGCCUAAGACAUUCCCAAAACGCUGAGCAGUCCUGUCACAGUACAUUAAUACUCCCCUGUCAAACUUAUCCAACUUUGCCAUAUUCAAUUUCUGAGUGAUAGUUUUCAUCUCCCCCUCUGUUACAGGUUUUAUCAAAAGAAAUUCAAAGACUAUCCCAAGUUACGAAAGGCUUUAAUUCCAUUCAUCUUCUGAGAGAAAAAGCACCUGGCGGUCAUCUUGUAAGGGCAGACAAUGAUUGAACCAACAGCAGAAGGAAUCUGCACUCAUUUUACUUCUCACUUGGUGAACUUGGUGCACACAAGAAGAGAUUGUGUGAGGAGAAAUAAAGUUAUCCAAAUAGUAGAUGUGCAAUAAUCAAAGUAACAUAUAUAACAAAUAACACAUCUCUGUACAGUGACUGUAAGUUGGUUCAGAAAUCACCAGAUGUGGUCUGUCACAGUGUCUACACCAUGUCAUAGAGCACUGUGAACAGUUAUGGUGUUAGGGUGGAACAUUUGAUUGCCUGUGGUUAGACUUUUUAUUUACAUAGCUGUUUAUCUGUCAGUUUAUCUUACCAGUCAGCAAGUUCAGACUGGUCAUUUUUUGGAUUCAGCAAAAUGUAAUGGAAAAAAAGGGCGGAAAAUUCCAACAGAAAAAUGCUGGUAGUUUGUUGGUGCUGUACUGGCAACAAAAUAUGUGUCAGCAUCUGUUGCAGCACCCCCUGGUGCUGAACAAAGGCCACUGCAGCAGAAACAUUCUGACUUGUAAUGGUGAAGGGUUGAUGAAUUGUUCCAUAGAAGCUGAAGUCUUUUGAUUCAUUACACUUGCAUACUCCCUCAGAAAUC